UAAUUCCUCCCACUUUAUAUUCUUUCGUCAAGUUAUGAAUUGGCCUUCCUUGAAGUACUGCAUCUUUGGUUAACCCUUCUCCAGCUCACAGAUGUGAAGCUGUAAUUUUUUCCGGACUCUGGUAAAUUCAUUUCAAAUUCAUAUCUAACACCCCCUCAUUAUUUCGUCACAGACCCUCAAAGAAACCUUGACUUAUGGUGUUGGAUAUUUACACGAAGGACUUUCGGAUACUGAAGUGAAAGUGGUCGAGCAACUCUUCACAUCUGGAGCAGUUCAGCUUUUGGUUGUCUCACGAAACCUCUGCUGGGCAGUCACUUGCUACUCAUAUUUAGUUGUUAUCAUGGACACCUUGUACUACGAAGGGAAAAUACACACGUAUAUGGAUUAUCCCGUUACCGAUGUUCUUCAGAUGGUCGGAAGAGCAAACAGGCAACUCAUUGAUGAUGCAGGAAAAGCUGUUAUCCUUUGCUUGUCAUCAAAAAAGGAAUUCUACAAAAAGUUCCUUUAUGAGCCGCUACCAGUUGAAUCACAUCUGGAUCACUGCUUACACGAUCACUUCAAUGCCGAAGUUGUUACCAAGACGAUCAGCAAUAAACAGGAUGCAGUUGAUUAUUUAACAUGGACGUUCCUUUACCGCAGAAUGACACAGAACCCGAAUUACUACAAUUUGCAAGGUGUAUCGCAUAGACACUUGUCUGAUCAUCUUUCGGAGAUGGUGGAGAACACUCUCAGCGACCUAGAACAAUCUAAGUGUAUCUCGAUUGAAGACGAGAUCAACGUGUCUCCCUUGAACCUUGGCAUGAUUGCUGCUUACUACUACAUCAACUACACGACCAUCGGUAAGCCUGAAUCAUGGUUCUAGUAUUUACUUAUUACCAUUUGCA
Molecule: messenger RNA, 884 nt
Organism: Rhopilema esculentum
Lineage: Eukaryota; Metazoa; Cnidaria; Scyphozoa; Rhizostomeae; Rhizostomatidae
Source: RefSeq, a predicted model, not a curated record